This is a messenger RNA of Zophobas morio, 2113 nucleotides long. RefSeq names its product NAD-dependent protein deacetylase sirtuin-7. NCBI's taxonomy places the organism in Eukaryota, Metazoa, Arthropoda, Insecta, Coleoptera, Tenebrionidae. Gene Ontology annotation, cellular component: nucleus; chromatin. Gene Ontology annotation, molecular function: NAD+ binding; histone H3K18 deacetylase activity, NAD-dependent. The coding region runs from base 106 to 2007 and encodes 633 amino acids. The transcript is spliced from 3 exons. The record is from RefSeq and is a predicted model, not a curated record.
AAACUCCGCGCUGCCAACCAGAUAACGGUAAAACAGGUGCAUGAGGAUGGCCGUUUGUUUAUCCAAAAUAAGUCCACAACAACAUUAACACACAAGGAACCGACAAUGGAAACCGAGCUAAAUCUCGACGAGUCCCUAGACAGCGUUAGUAUGGACGUGGAAGACCGAAUGAUGAAACGUUGUAGAUUUCCUCGAAGGCAAACAGUGCAAUCCAAGAAGUUUUGUGCCAAAGAUGAAAGAAACGCAUCACUAAAAAAGGUGUCUGUAAUCCUCCAGAAAUCCGAGACUGAUCGAACAUUUGAAGAAGCUCAGGUACUGAAUGAAUGCUCUGAAGCCGUCGAAGAAGUGCAGCUGCGGUGGCGCAAACGGGACGAAGCCAAGCGGAGACAGGAGGAGUUCGAGGAGCCCCCGGACGUGCUCAGGCAGAAGUGCCUCAUUCUGGCGCAAGCGAUAGCGCAGGCACAGCAUCUGGUGGUGUACACGGGGGCGGGGAUAAGCACGGCGGCUAAAAUUCCAGACUAUAGAGGACCAAACGGGAUCUGGACCAGGCUCCAGCAAGGGAAAGAUAUCGGAGCCCAUGACUUAUCGCUAGCCCAGCCCACAUACACGCACAUGGCACUGUCCGAACUGUACAAAAAGAAAAUUCUCAAAUAUGUUGUGUCUCAAAACUGUGAUGGGCUCCAUCUUCGCUCCGGUUUACCACGAACAGCUUUAUCGGAACUCCACGGUAACAUGUACGUAGAAGUAUGUAAAAACUGUAAGCCUCACAAAGAAUACUGGCGGUUGUUCGACGUAACCGAAAACACCGCCCGGUAUUCCCACAAAACAUCACGAAAGUGUUACAUCUGUAACGACCCCUUAGUCGACACCAUAGUCCAUUUCGGGGAACGCGGGAGCCUCCAGUGGCCCCUGAACUGGUCCGGCGCUUGCAAAAACGCCGAAACAGCCACAACCAUAAUCUGCCUCGGGUCCAGCUUGAAAGUCCUGAAAAAGUACCCGUGGUUGUGGCGAAUGGACAAACCCGCAAAGAAAAGGCCGAAUUUGUACAUAGUCAAUUUACAGUGGACGCCCAAGGACGACGUCGCCAACGUCAAAAUCCACGGUAAGUGCGACCAAGUCAUGGAGGCCGUCAUGAACCUGCUCGACAUCCCCGUGCCCCCUUACGACAAGCUGAAAGACCCCAUUUUCGCCCACGGGACCCUGCUGUGCGAGGCUGAGCUGCACACCACGACCCAGCCCUGGCUCAAGGUCGACGAUGAGAUUAAAAAAGAAUUUACAGUACAAAGUGAUUUUAAAGACUGUCAGUCCAAUCGUGAUAAUGAUCUCAGUUCGAGUAAUUCGAUAAAAUCAGAGUUCUGUGAUAGUAGUAGUAGCAAUAAAUCGUCACCAAGUCAUUCUGAAACUGCGCCAACCAGUCUUCCGGCGAAAGAACCCGCCAGCUACCCGUUCUCGAUAGACGAAAUCCUGAACGACCGUGUUCGUGAUAAUUCGAUCGUACAACACACGCCAACUAGUAAGUUCGUCGUGACUUCGAGCUACUCGCUUCUAAAUUACGAUAGUCUGAGCACUAAUCUCAUGCAGUGUCAGAUCUUGGGGUCCUACUCAGAUUUCAUUUAUUAUCCGUACCAGACGAGUUUUUUGUACUCGGGCUUGCACAGUAUUAUCAAUCCUGCCCCCGAUUUUGCCAUUUCUGAAGACAAAGCCGAAAAGACAAGUCCGAAACUCGAGCCGUCGUGCGACUUUUGUGAUAAAUAUUAUAAUUCCGUUUCGUGCUUGUUUUAUCCUAAGGUUGAAUCAGUAUUUAUUAAUCCGCGGUAUAGGUUUAGCAAAAUGGAACAGAAAGAGAAGGCCAAUCUUUGCGUGUGUUGUGACUACACAACGGACGAAGACGACGUCGAACCGAACGACGGAAAAGAGCAAGGCAGCGAAAAGGAACUAAAAAUUAAAAUUCAAGCGGGAUGGUUCGGAAAAGGCUGCCGAAAAAGCCGAAGAUGGAAAAGAAAAUAAUUUAUUUCAAUUUGUCAGUAUUAAUGUGUUUUUGUAUUUUUUUACUUAUUUAUUUAUUUGUGUGUUUAUUUGUAAAAUGUGCGCGAAAUAAAUCACUCCAACUUUA